Molecule: messenger RNA, 2229 nt
Organism: Panicum virgatum (switchgrass)
Lineage: Eukaryota; Viridiplantae; Streptophyta; Magnoliopsida; Poales; Poaceae
Product: protein FAR1-RELATED SEQUENCE 5-like
Exons: 4
Coding region: 1-2229 (742 amino acids)
Biological process (GO): regulation of DNA-templated transcription
Molecular function (GO): zinc ion binding
Source: RefSeq, a predicted model, not a curated record
AUGUCUCAAGAUGAUCCUGUUGCCAUACCUCCUGUCCCUACUCUAGCAAGUUCAUCAAUGCCUGUAGAAUCUGAUGGUCUCACAGUGCCAACAACUCAAACUGCUACAGAUGGGGGUGAUGUAGAGGAUGGUAUUGAGGUUCUAUCAACACCGCAAGAGCCCUAUGUUGGCAUGACAUUUAGCACCCCGCAAGAUGCUAGGGUUUACUAUAAUAGGUAUGCUAGACACGCUGGUUUUUCCAUCAGAAUUGACACCUCCUGUAAAUCCAAAAAGGACAAUGACAAGAGGAAAGUUAUUUUUGUAUGCCAAAAAGCUGGUGUCAAUAAGAAGCAAAAACUUGAUGAGGAAGGACCGAUAACUAAGAAGAAGAUAGUGAGGCAAAGGCGCAGAGAUUAUGUUGAUAGGACUCGCUGUCCUGCACGCAUGAUUGUGAGAAAAACAGCCCCAUCUCAAUGGGAGGUCGUUCACUUUGAGCGGGAGCACAAUCAUGAGUAUGUGAAGAAGUUCUCUCUUACAAAGUACAUGAAGUCUCAUAGAGAGAUACCCGCUGAAGAGAAGGAGUUCAUAAAGUUUCUUCAUAGGUGCUGCAUAACAACUACGCGCGCUUACCAGAUAAUGGUUAAGUUGUAUGGUGGUAUUGAAGACUGUCCAUACACGGAAGGUGAUGCAAAAAAUUUGAGAGUGGAGUACCGUGCUGAGUAUCGAGGAAAGGACAUGAAAGCAACCCUUGAUCACUUUGAGGAACUGAAGAAAGAGGAUCCUGAUUUCAUUUACAGUUAUACCCUUGAUGAAUUUGAUAGGGUUGAGAAUCUAUUUUGGGUUGAUGGUGCAGCAAGGAAGUCAUAUGAGCUCUAUGGUAUUGACAGAAAUGGAAUAACUAUUCAGCUUGGUUGUGGCUUCACGAGGAAUGAAAAAACAGAAGCUUUUGUGUGGUUGUUUACUGAGUUCAAGAAGGCUAUGGGUGACAGAGAUCCUAUUAAUAUUAUCACUGAUCAAGAUUUGGCGAUGGAGGCUACGAUUGCUCAAGUUUUUACCACUUCAGUCCAUAGGAACUGUAGGUGGCACAUCGUGGAGAAUGCUAGGAAAAGAUUGGGGGCUUUCUUAGAUGGUAAACCAGGCUUGGCUGAUGAUUUCAAUGAUUGUGUUGACAAUAGCUUCUCAAUUGUAGAGUUUGAAUUCAAAUGGCAAGCUAUGCUGGAUAAACAUGAGAUCAAUGAUGAUGAAAGGUUCAAGCAUUUGUAUGAAAUGAGAAAUUGCUGGGUUCCGGCUUACUUCAUGAACAACUUCUUCCCCUUUCUACAAACAACAGCACGGAGUGAAGGAUUCAAUGCUGUCCUGAAGCGAUAUGUGAACCCAAUGAAUUCAAUACUAAACUUUGUUCACCAGUACAAGAAAAUACAUGAUAGAAUAUUCGGCAAACAAACAAUGCAUGAGGCUAAUACAACUGUCAAGGUUCCGCACUACUUGACUGGCCACCCCAUGGAAAGACAAAUGAAGCAAAUGUACACAAGGAAGUUGUUCAAUAUUUUCCAGGAUGAGCUACAGCUGAGUUCUAGCUACUAUAUUGUUCGAGUUGAAGGUGAUAGCUUACUUGAUGUUGUUCCAUAUGGGCGCUGUCCCGAUCUCUUAUAUGGGAAGAGAACAUUCAGGGUUUCGGCAAACAGUGUUGAUGGUUUGUAUAGCUGUGAUUGUUGCAAGUUUCAGAGGGACAGGGUUCUUUGCUGCCAUAUACUAAAGGUGUUUGAUGCACUUGCUGUCCGUGAGGUGCCAUGUCAUUACACUUUGCCUAGGUGGUCUGCUGAAAAGGUGAAUGAUGGUGACAAUGUGGAAGUUGCUGGUGAGCCGCUGCAGGCCACGCAAAUUUCAAACCUGGGGAGGCAUGCUGUCCGUUACCAUACAAUUUGCUCCAACUUUGCCCAGUUUGUAAGACCUUUCAUGGUUGAGGAUGAAAGUCACAACAUAGUUUUGAAACAUGUCGCUGCAAUGCAAACUGAACUUAAUGCACGCAAAAAUGGAGGGGUGGCGAGUUCUGCUUCACAAGUGCAGUCCAAUGUUGCGCAGGCUGGAAGCGUGGUUGGUGGAGGCCGGCGUGGCGGUGCUGAUUUGGGGGUUAAGGAUCCAGUUAUUACAAAAAGCAAAUUGCCCAUCCAAGCCUGCAAAGAAGCUUACGACGGAAUUGUAGAACAAAAAGACAUUGGUGCUGCAAACAUUUUAGAUGGCUCUAUCUGA